UGCGUCUGGAGCUGCAGGUCUGCUCCGGUCUAGAUCAGAGGGGAUCUGCCGGGCCUGAGGCCGAGUUCCACCCUGGCUUCCAGGGAUGUCGGUGGCUUUCGUACCGGACUGGCUGAGAGGGAAGGCAGAAGUCAAUCAGGAGACCAUCCAGCGGCUCCUGGAGGAGAAUGACCAGCUGAUCCGCUGUAUCGUGGAAUAUCAGAACAAAGGCCGGGCGAAUGAGUGCGUCCAGUACCAGCAUGUGUUACACAGAAAUCUCAUUUAUUUGGCUACCAUCGCAGAUGCCAACCCAACCAGUGCUUCAAAAGCAAUGGAAUAGUCUUCCAGUUGGCUGUUGUGAGAAGUAAUUGAAUGUGAUCUAUUUCCUAUGAAAUGGAUUUUUGCCAACUCAACUGCUUAGAAUGUGAAUGGAACCUCUGUGGCUCUUGUAAAAAUGUGAACAUGUGAAGAAAGCUACUAACUUAACCAUAUUCUCAGUAUAAAUAUUUAAUAAUUAAGUGGAUUCCCUCAAUUAAGUUGACUCCAAGUGUCUUCCAUCCUGAAAUAAGUGUGUUUGGAUAACAGAGAUAUAAUGGGCAUCUUCAAGUCAAUCUUUUUAGUUUCAACCUGAAGAGGAAACUUGAACAGGUAUUGGGCGAUCAGCAGGAAUUUGUGAGACUUUCCACUGAGACGCUGCCAAAUGGACGUGUGACUGUUUCUCCCUCCUACCAGUUUGUGGUGGUGGACCCCUGACUGCUCUUUUCACGUUGCUUUGAAAUAAAGCUUGCCUUUCCACAAAA
Molecule: messenger RNA, 779 nt
Organism: Budorcas taxicolor (takin)
Lineage: Eukaryota; Metazoa; Chordata; Mammalia; Artiodactyla; Bovidae
Gene: SS18L2
Product: SS18 like 2
Exons: 3
Coding region: 86-319 (77 amino acids)
Biological process (GO): positive regulation of transcription by RNA polymerase II
Cellular component (GO): nucleus
Molecular function (GO): transcription coactivator activity
Source: RefSeq, a predicted model, not a curated record